Messenger RNA from Tripterygium wilfordii, 1839 nucleotides. RefSeq lists its product as uncharacterized. Lineage: Eukaryota; Viridiplantae; Streptophyta; Magnoliopsida; Celastrales; Celastraceae. Bases 1 to 1839 code for a protein of 612 amino acids. The transcript has 7 exons. The record is from RefSeq and is a predicted model, not a curated record.
AUGAGGACUAAGGAGGAGAUAAUAGCCGGAUAUGGUAGAGGAAAGACCAGAGUCGAAGAGAUGAGGUCAGAGAUUGAUGGAUUCGGGAGGAGACACAAAUUAUUGUUACAAUGUGAUCGUGGUGGCACCUACAAUAGUAAGAAAACAUCCACAAGUAUUAUAUAUGGAGGGCAUUCUUAUGUCGGUAAGCUUUCUGCUACUGAAAAUGAAAUAUUGGUAGAUAUGUCAAAGAAUUUGGUGAAGCCACAAAACAUCUUAUACACGUUAAAGAAUAGGGAUCCGAACAACGUGUCCACCAUUAAAACUAUAUACAAUGCACGCCAGAAGUUUCGAACUGCAGAGAAAGUUGGUAAAUCCCAAAUGCAACAACUCAUGUCAUGCAUACACCAUUACGAGUAUGUUUUCUUUCGUCGAAGCAAUGCUCAGGCUAAUAAACUUGAAGAAUUAUUCUUUGCACAUCCAAACUCGUUAGAACUAUUGUUCAGGAUGCCUCUAUUUGAGAUUGUGGGCGUGACUUCAAUGAAGAUGACAUUUUGCGUAGGAUUUGUUUUCUUGCAAUCAGAAAAAGGAGGACAAUUAUACUUAGGCACUGAAUUAUGGCACAUCGACAAAGUUGUUAUAGCCCACUGUAAAAAAUCAUUUCGAGACAAGGAAUCCUGGGCUUCAUUCUACUCCAUGUGGCACACAUUAAUAGAAUCGGAAACCAAGAAUGCGUAUAUGUACAAUUUAUUUGAUCUUCAGAUAAUUUUACAAAAUUACUCCAAAGUCCUGCAUUAUAUUAAAGAUGUAUGGUUGACCCCAUAUAAGGAGAUGUUCAUAUCCGCCUGGACAGACACCUAUAUGCACUUCGACAACCUAACCACUAACAGAGCCAAGAGUCAGCAUUCGAAGUUGAAACGAUACUUGGGCACACCUCAAUCAAACUUGGAGUCAGCAAUGUCAUCUAUGCAUCAGCUCAUCCAAGUGGAUGCAUUGAAUUUGAUUUGGUUGGAAUUUGAAUGGUCUAAAGUUGUUGGAGAAGACAUCUACUCUUGCAGAUAUAAACUUCGUACGAGUAAUGGAUUGUCAUGUGCGCAAGAGCUUGCAAUAUACACGAAUGAAGAUCAUCCUAUACCACUUUCUUGCAUUGAUAAGUUUUGGAAAAAACUUGACUUAUUGCCAAGUGUUUCACCUGUCAAUGAUGAAAUCAAUUGUAGUGUCGAGCUACAAAUGUUCACAGAACAGUUUAAACAUCAAUCAAGGCCUAGUAAAGUCAGUCUAUUAACGAAGUUGAGGGAGAUAAUUAACCCAUCAAUAACUGCUCUUCUUCAACCAGUUGUUAAGACAAAUAUUCGUGGACGCCCCUCCUCAAAGAAGAAAGAUCCAUGUAAACACAAUUGUUCAUCAAUUCACCCCUCCUCAAAGAAGAAAGUAGACAGAUCUACUAGUGGUGAUGCAUCUGCAUUCGAGUUCGUUCAGCAAGAUUUUUGUUAUUCUCAAGAGCCAGGUAGACACAGUUGUUCAUCUCUUUACAACACUCCACCACUUCCUACGCAAAGGAUUUCAAGAUCGAGGUCAACUGCCCAUGAGUAUGUAUAUCUUAGUCAGUUCCCACCUAUAUUGCAUCAUUAUAUUAUGUUCGUAAAAGAUGUAAGAGCUUAUGGAAAUUAUAGCUUUCGGGCUAUUGCUGGAUUACUUGGUUUUGGAGAUGAUGCAUGGGUAAACGUCCCACAAAACUUGAUUGACGAGUUGUUGACAUUCUUGUCAGAGUAUGUUGAUUUAUUUGGUGGUUAUGAUGGGGCAUGUUCGAUUUACAACUCAUUGAACUUCUGGGAAUCAGAUAAACCAACACCACUUUAG